Molecule: messenger RNA, 1131 nt
Organism: Oncorhynchus nerka (sockeye salmon)
Lineage: Eukaryota; Metazoa; Chordata; Actinopteri; Salmoniformes; Salmonidae
Exons: 5
Coding region: 71-757 (228 amino acids)
Source: RefSeq, a predicted model, not a curated record
GAAACUGUAGCGCUCUGCCAUCGGGCUUCAUUAUUUUCCAGUCGGCUGGCUGCGCCUGGAGUGUCUGAAAAUGGACUCAUCAAAAGUGGUAGCUGCCUCUGAGAAGGAACAGAAGCCAGCAGGGGAGGAGAGUGAAGAGACGUCCAGCGAACCGUCCAGCACCUCUUCUGGAAUGUUGACCCCGUCUGGAGAGAAGUGUCGUAGUCUGGAGACUGUGAUCUCUAGGCUGGAGAUGCUGAAUGUGGGAAAGAAAACAUUGGAUGGUCCAGCUCUGCUACUGACCACUCUGGAGGAGAUGAACCCAGAUGAGUUGAGGAGAUUCAAGUCUUACCUGAUUAUUGGCAGGAUGUUCAGCUUUCCUCUCAUCCCAGAGAGUCAGCUGGAGAACACUGACAGACAGAACACAGUGGAUCAGAUGGUGAAGAGAUACGGCCCUGAGGGAGCUGUGAGGAACACACUUGUGAACCUGAAGUGGAUGAAUCGAGUAGACCUAGCAGAGAAGUUAGAGAGAGAUCACACUAGAGGUAUUCCCACUGACUGGUACAAGUCCUCAGUCCAACCCAGGCCCUUCUACAGCUCAUUACCCCCUCGUUUCUCCAGGUCCUCCUCCUUCCUUCUCUCUGGCUUGUCUAAGGAGUUGUCAUUAACUACUGGUAGUUCAGGACAGCUCAGCUCACAGGUAAGAGGACGGUUAGAGAAGUGUAGGAUCACUUCUACCCUCAUAUGUUACAUCACCUGUACUCACUGUCAUAGUUAGUUCUACAGUUCUACCCUCAUAUGUUACAUCACCUGUACUCACUGUCAUAUUCAGUUCUACCCUCAUAUGUUACAUCACCUGUACUCAGUUUCAUAGACAGUUCUACAGUUCUACCCUCAUAUGUUACAUCACCUGUACUCACUGUCAUAGACAGUUCUACCCUCAUAUGUUACAUCACCUGUACUCACUGUCAUAGUCAGUUCUACCCUCAUAUGUUACAUCACCUGUACUCACUGUCAUAGACAGUUCUACAGUUCUACCCUCAUAUGUUACAUCACCUGUACUCACUGUCAUAGACAGUUCUACCCUCAUAUGUUACAUCACCUGUACUCAGUGUCAUAGACAGUUCUACAGUUCUACCCUCAUAUGUUACA